GUUUGGCGUGCUUUAAGAGAAAAUUAUAAAAGAAUAGGAAAAAAGGUUGUAACUUGGGACUUGGGAGUGGAGGGGCUCUCAUGCUCUUGAGCCUCUCGAUUGAGACUUCUUAUACUACUUUUUCUGGCCAAAAUCGUUAGAAAAGUCCAUUUAUAGUAGUUAAUUCAACAUAAAUAAAGGUGGGUUUAGUUAGGUUUUUAUAUGUUAUAUAGGUGUUGAAAAAUUAAUGAGCGGAGAAAGGUGCGGGUGGUGCUGAUUCAGAGUGGAUGGCUGGAUGAGUGAGGGAACAUGCUGAGCUUUGGCUUUUUUGUGGGUUAUGUAUAGAAGUGGUCUGUGGUGGAUGUUAAAGAUGAGGAACAGCCCAUGUUUUGAUGGGAGGUAUUUUUGUGGUUUUGUUGGGUGUUUUUUUUUAUGUGUGGGGUUUCUCUAUACCUGUUCUCGUGCUCAUGCAGUGAACGUUUUGUUGUGUUGUUGUCUGCUCAUUCCUAUGCGUAUCUGAUCUUCUUUGCGCUCCACAAAGAAGAUUAGGGAGAAGAUUUGUUUGCCUUCUCACUUGUUUAGCUGCUUAUGCCCUUCCCUCUCUAAGGUUUUGUAGCUUCAAUACAAAAGCAAAGGGCAAAAGAAGAUAAAAUCUGUAGAGGAAUUGAUGUGGAUUUCAAGCUCUUGGUCGUGAAACUUUUGUGGACUGUGAUCCAUUGAAAAAAUAAAAGAUAAAACUAAUAGAAUAUGGGCGGUGGUGUCAGUUUUGAGCAAGUGAGAGUGUCUCUGCCAUUAGAAAUAUAUAAUGUUUGAGAGUGUGUAGGUAAUGUCUCCCAAGCUCACCCUCUCUUCCCGGAGUCAUUGGACUCUGUUAUUAAUUUAGGAAGCAACCAAUUGUCUUGGAUCUCUUCCAAUCCAAGUGAACUAUUUUGUCAAAAAGUCCCACUAACCCAUUUCCUCUUCCUCCUCCUCUCUUUCUCCGGCCCUUGGUUUUUGGGAAACAUUCGGUAGAGCUAAGAAACUUAGUGAAGUUUUUCUUUGAUCCAUACUUGCUUACCUUAAACCUCUCCUUGUGAUUUUGGUUUUGGCCGGUGGUCUUCGGCAUUUGUGGAUUUGUUCAGAGUUGAGAUUUGAACUCUCAGAGAGAUAGAAGUACUGAUCUUUCAUCGGCAAAAUGAAGUUUAUGAAACUGGGAUCCAAGCCUGAUUCAUUUCAGUCCGAAGGAGACAAUAUUAGGUAUGUGGCAAGCGAAUCGGCUACUGACAUCGUCAUUAAUGUUGGGGAUGUGAAAUUCUAUCUUCAUAAGUUUCCCUUACUAUCCAAGAGUGGGCGCUUGCAGAAGCUAGUUGCUACCACAAAUGAUGAGAACAGUGAUGAAAUUUACAUUCAGGAUAUUCCGGGUGGACCUGCUGCUUUCGAAAUAUGUAUGAAGUUCUGUUAUGGCAUGGUAGUCACUCUCUCUGCAUACAAUGUGGUCGCAGCUCGAUGUGCAGCGGAGUACCUUGAGAUGUAUGAAACUGUUGAGAAAGGAAACCUUAUCUAUAAAAUUGAAGUCUUUCUUAAUUCUAGUGUUUUCCGAAGUUGGAAAGACUCCAUCAUUGUGCUUCAAUCUACAAGGUCUCUUCUUCCAUGGUCUGAGGAGCUUAAGGUGGUCAGCCACUGCCUCGAUUCUAUAGCUUCCAAGGCUUCUAUUGAUUCUUCCAUGGUUGAGUGGUCAUACACCUAUAACAGGAAAAAGCUCCCAUCUGAGAAUGGUAAGGAUCCAAACUGGAAUGGUGUGAGAAAAGCCGUAAUGGUUCCUAGUGACUGGUGGGUUGAAGAUCUCUGUGAGCUUCAUAUUGACUUGUAUGAACGGGUAAUUGCAACCAUCAAAACGAAAGGAAGAGUUUCGAGUAACAUAAUCGGAGAAGCCUUAGAUGCGUAUGCCAUGAGAAGAUUGCCAGGCUUGAACAAAGGUGUGAUUCAAAGCAGGGAUAUGACGAAAUAUAGAUCAUUGGCAGAGACCAUUAUAUGGCUGCUGCCCUCUGAGAAAGGCAGUGUUCCAUGUGGAUUAAUGCUCAAGUUGUUAAGAGCUGCAAUUUUGUUAGAAUGUGGGGAGACGGAAAGAACUGAUCUGUUGAGAAGGAUCGGCCAGCAACUUGAUGCUGCUUCGGUGGCAGAUCUUCUGAUUCAAGCCCCAGCUGGGGAAACAAGUAUGUAUGCUGUUGACAUAGUCCAAACCCUAAUUGAGGAGUUUAUGAGGCACGAGCAGAGCACCCGGACUUAUCUUCCGAUGGAAAAUGAACUCCAAGAGGACAGAGACCCCAAGUUUUCAUCAGAUGCCUCCAAAAUCUUGGUAGCAAAACUGAUCGAUGGCUACCUUGCUGAAAUUUCCCAGGAUCCCAAUUUACCUCUGUCAAAGUUUCUAGGUCUUGCUGAAAUGGUAUCAAGAUUCCCAAGAGCUUCUCAUGAUGGAAUUUACCGAGCCGUCGACAUGUAUCUUAAGGAACACCCUGGGAUCAGCAAGAGUGAGAGGAAGAGAAUAUGCCGGUUGAUGGACUGCGGGAAGUUAUCAGCAGAAGCUUGCAUGCAUGCAGUGCAAAACGAGCGGCUUCCCAUGCGGUUUGUUGUGCAAGUUCUUUUCUUUGAGCAGAUGAGGACUACAACAUCGUCCGCGUGUAACAGCACACCAGAACUCCUCCCUGGUGGUUCUCAUGGAAGCUCAAGAUCUACUACAACCAACACAGAAGGCGACUGGGAUGCCAUUGCUACAGCAGAGGAUAUCAAGGCUUUGAAAGGCGAGCUUGCGACUCUUAGGUUAGAGAGACAUGGCAGUGAUGCAAGUUUGAAUGAUGGCACAAAAACUGAUCCUGAGAAAACAGCUAAAAUGAAAGGUCUGGCAAUGUCAAAGAUCCUUUCCAGGGUAUGGUCGAACAAAGAAAGAAAUGGUGAGACGAGUAGUUCCGAUACAUCGGAGAGUCCUGGUUCAGGUUCUGUCACUGCAGAUGAAACCAAAUCCACUCCUCCUAGAAGCAGGAGGCACUCAGUCUCUAACUAGCACUAUACAUGUUCUUUAAGCAGACUAAGUAGAGAAUGCAGUUGUUGGGUUUGUAAAAGUAUCCCACUUAAUUGAGGAGACCUACUACUGGCUUGUUCCGGUUGAUGUAAUUCCUCUGGAAUUUUUUAAAGUAAAAAGAGGCUUGUUGAGGGGGA
Tripterygium wilfordii is the source of this 3171-nucleotide messenger RNA. Its product is annotated as BTB/POZ domain-containing protein NPY5-like. The transcript is spliced from 5 exons. Bases 1154 to 3016 code for a protein of 620 amino acids. The record is from RefSeq and is a predicted model, not a curated record. Gene Ontology annotation, molecular function: protein binding. Lineage: Eukaryota; Viridiplantae; Streptophyta; Magnoliopsida; Celastrales; Celastraceae.